This is a messenger RNA of Xenopus laevis (African clawed frog), 2103 nucleotides long. RefSeq names its product U2 small nuclear RNA auxiliary factor 2 S homeolog (gene u2af2.S). Gene Ontology annotation, biological process: RNA splicing; female sex differentiation; mRNA processing. The transcript is spliced from 11 exons. Gene Ontology annotation, cellular component: nucleus. NCBI's taxonomy places the organism in Eukaryota, Metazoa, Chordata, Amphibia, Anura, Pipidae. The record is from RefSeq and is a predicted model, not a curated record. Gene Ontology annotation, molecular function: RNA binding; nucleic acid binding. The coding region runs from base 217 to 1617 and encodes 466 amino acids.
UGUAAACUCCGCCCAAUCCUUCCCGGAAGCAGCCGAACGCUUAAGAAAGCCCUGCCCCUCUACUUCCGGAAGGCGCCAAGCUAGUUGUUAAGCGUGGUGCGGCUGCGUUGUCUUCUUCUUUCUCCGCCUCCUUCCUCUUAGAACAAGAGCGCGAGAAGAGACGGCUGGCUGGCGCUUGAACACGGCCUGCCGCCGCCAUCACACUAAAGCGCAACCAUGAUGUCCGAAUUCGACGAGUUCGAGCGGCAACUGAAUGAAAAUAAGCAAGAAAGGGACAAGGAAAAUCGGCAUAGAAAACGCAGUCGUAGCCGCUCUAAAAGCAAAGAACGGAAGCGUCGAAGCCGUAGCAAAGAAAGACGAGCUAGAGAGCAGCGAAGUGGAUCCAGGGAUCGUAGGCGACGCAGUCGCUCACCAAGACAUGAGAAGAAAAAGAAGAUCCGUAAAUACUGGGACAUUCCACCUCCUGGUUUUGAGCAUAUCACGCCUCUGCAGUAUAAAGCCAUGCAAGCUGCGGGUCAGAUUCCAGCUACUGCUCUCCUUCCAACAAUGACACCAGAUGGUUUGGCAGUUACUCCUACUCCUGUGCCUGUUGUGGGCAGUCAGAUGACAAGACAGGCCCGUCGACUCUAUGUUGGAAAUAUUCCAUUUGGAAUCACAGAGGAGGCAAUGAUGGACUUCUUUAAUGCCCAGAUGCGCCUUGGUGGAUUGACUCAAGCACCUGGAAAUCCUGUACUGGCUGUUCAAAUCAAUCAAGACAAAAACUUUGCCUUUUUGGAGUUUCGUUCUGUUGAUGAAACAACACAGGCAAUGGCUUUUGAUGGGAUAAUUUUUCAAGGCCAGUCUCUUAAAAUUAGACGCCCUCAUGAUUACCAGCCUUUACCAGGCAUGUCUGAAAACCCAUCCGUUUAUGUACCAGGGGUGGUUUCCACAGUUGUCCCUGACUCUGCACACAAGCUUUUCAUUGGAGGUUUACCCAACUAUCUGAAUGAUGACCAGGUAACCAUGGAGUCAUUAAGCCUAUGGGUUAAAGAACUGCUUACAUCUUUUGGGCCUUUAAAAGCAUUUAAUUUGGUAAAAGACAGUGCCACAGGCCUAUCAAAAGGUUAUGCCUUUUGUGAAUAUGUGGAUAUUAAUGUCACGGAUCAGGCAAUUGCUGGACUGAAUGGAAUGCAACUGGGUGACAAAAAGCUUUUGGUACAGAGGGCUAGUGUCGGAGCUAAGAAUGCAACACUGAGCACAAUAAAUCAGACUCCAGUGACCCUCCAAGUCCCUGGACUUAUGAGUUCUCAGGUGCAGAUGGGUGGUCAUCCAACAGAGGUGUUGUGCCUGAUGAAUAUGGUGGUGCCGGAAGAACUGAUAGAUGAUGAUGAAUAUGAAGAGAUAGUGGAGGAUGUUAGGGAUGAGUGUGGCAAAUACGGCGCUGUGAAAUCAAUUGAAAUUCCACGCCCAGUGGAUGGAGUUGAAGUGCCAGGAUGCGGCAAGAUCUUUGUAGAAUUUACAUCCGUCUUUGAUUGCCAGAAAGCCAUGCAAGGACUCACUGGACGCAAAUUUGCUAACAGAGUGGUGGUUACAAAAUACUGUGAUCCUGAUGGUUACCACCGUCGUGAUUUCUGGUAGAAUUAAGUGACAUGCCGGGCUGGAAAGAGAUGAGCUAAGAUUCAGAGGCUGGGGGAAUAGCAGAAGGACCUUCAUUUUAUUAUUUUUUCUUUCUUUUGCAGGAGGCUUUUUUUUUUUUUCUUUUUCUGAUUGUCUAUUUUUAUGGCCAAAUGUUACUUUACCCUCCCUGAAACAUCAUGACCACCUCACUAAUCCUUUUAAGGAAUUAAAUUUGAGAUCUAUUCUUUGACCAUCACCUCCCCACACACAAUGUAAAAUAAACCUGGCCCCUCCCCCGCCCCACCCCCUUAUCCCCUCCCCCAGGACCUUGAACUAUUUCAGUGGUGGUUAUACUGUAGUAAAAAUGUUGUCUUUUCUUCAUUUCUUUCUGUGACCGUUUCACAUUUGCGAAGACAUUGCUCAUGAAACAUUUUGUUGUAUUUUACUUUUUAUUCUUAGUGUAUGGAUUUUUUCAAGCCAUCUCAAUUAAAGAAUGUUUUCAUCUUU